GACUCUUCCAGCAAAUAUUGCAACACCACAACAAUUGGCUGCGCUAACGCUUCCCCCAAUGAAUGUACAACCAUUAUCAACUGUGAAAAUACCUACAAUUGUUAAUCCAAAUCUUAAGGCAAAAACUCCAACUUCUGAACACCCUCGGUCCGGAUUAAGAAGAAUACCGACCACGCCAACUGCUUCCACAAAUACAUAUACAAAACUUCCUACACCUACAGGAACGAGAAUAAUAAAAAGCGGGAGUGGUAUUGCAUCAUCCACUAAAGGAAAUUCUCGAGUUGCACCUGUAUCACCCAACAAAUCAUAUCAGAAAUCGACAAUAACAGGUAGAAAAAGCGCUACAACUCCUAGCAGGACAUCAUAUUCAAUUUCCUCCGUUGACAAAACUUCUGAAAAAGCCACAUCAAAAACAAAACAAAGAAGGCUGUCAAACUCUUUUAUGAACCUUUUCACGAGCACUUCCAAAAAUUCAAAUUCAUCCACUUUGUCUCCCAAAACAACGGUACCAACAACGAACGGGACGCCUACUUCCUUAAUGUUUUCUACUCAACAAAAAAAGAAGAGUAGAACGAUAUCUCAACCUGCUCAACCUGCUAUUACGAGUUCUUCAGUCACAAGCCUUUUAAGUUCUUCUGUUAUGGUUAACAAGAACUCAUUGAACUCUUCUUAUCCUAUGGAGUUUGAAUAUUCAUCAUCUGCUGCUAGUACCCCUAGCAAUUAUGCUCUUGCAAAUCAAGAUGACGAGUUUAAUACGACAAGCGGAGAAGAAGAAACUGGUUUCUUAUAUGAAACUGAAAAGAAAGAAAGAGAACGCAAAGAACGUGAGAAAGAACGUAAAGAACAAGAAGCACAAAUGAAAGGGACUCCUUCCAUGAGUCCUAACUCUGCUUUGAAAGCAUAUUCCCCUUAUUUAUCAUUGUAUGAACGUUCAGAGAUUUUGGAUUACCCGAACGUUUAUUUUGUUGGUCCUAAUGCUGCAAAAGCACCUGCGAGCCCGGAAUUGACUGGGUGUAAUUUUGGUUUUGAUGAUGAAAGAGGUGACUACAAGAUUAUUCCCAAAGAUCACUUAUGUUAUCGAUAUGAGGUCGUCGAUACUCUCGGUAAAGGUUCCUUCGGCCAGGUGCUGAAGUGUUUAGAUCACAAAACAGGAGAAUACGUAGCUGUGAAGAUUAUCAGAAACAAGAAACGAUUUCAUUGCCAAGCUUUGGUGGAAGUUAAGAUUUUGGAAUGCUUAAACAAAUGGGAUCCUGAUGAUACACAUAAUAUAGUUCACAUGAAUGAUCAUUUUUACUUUCGAAAUCAUUUAUGUAUCGCAUUCGAGCUCUUAAGUAUUAACUUGUACGAAUUCAUUAAGAGCAGUAACUUCCAAGGAUUCAGUCUUGGCUUAAUAAAAAGAUUUUGUGUACAACUUCUUAAUUCCUUGUCGUUAUUACAAAAGCAUAACAUUGUGCACUGUGACUUGAAGCCGGAGAACGUGUUACUUAAACAUCCUACGAAAAGUAGUAUUAAAGUUAUUGACUUCGGUAGUAGCUGUUUUGAAAAUGAGAAAGUAUACACUUAUAUUCAAAGUAGAUUUUAUCGAUCCCCUGAGGUCAUAUUGGGAAUGACAUACAAUAUGGCGAUUGAUAUGUGGAGUUUAGGAUGCAUUCUUGCAGAAUUGUUUACUGGAUUUCCAUUAUUUCCUGGUGAAAACGAGCAAGAGCAAUUGUCAUGCAUUAUGGAAGUUUUGGGUGUUCCAGAGAAGUACCUGAUAGAAAAGAGUACUCGGAAAAAGCUUUUUUUUGAUUCCAACGGCAACCCUCGUCCCGUUGCUAAUUCUAAAGGAAGACGCCGCCGUCCGAACACAAAGACUUUGGCGAACGCAUUGAAAUGUCAAGACCAAGUCUUCUUAGAUUUUAUCGCUCGGUGUUUGGACUGGGAUCCAGAGAAACGAAUGAAACCUGAUGAAGGCUUGAUGCAUGAGUGGAUUACAGAAGUGAAGCUUAGUACAAAGAACUACUUCACAAAUUACGAAUCUACGCGUCGUCAAACAACACCUUCUUCGAUUCCUGCAUCAAAUAGCGUCGCUUCUGGACGUCAUACAAAUACGUCCGUAACUGGGACGAAUGUGUUAAAAACACGAAGAGCUAUUCCAUAAGUCAACUAAGAUUUAUAUGAACUUAAGGAGUGAGUUACUAAGGAAUUUUUGAGAACUCAAAUUCUUCCAAUUGAUAUCUUCCGGAUCUUUCUUCUGUGGCUUAUUUGCUUAAGAUUUUCUUUACUUAUGUUAGCUUUUUUUUAGUUGUUUAGUAUGCAAAAUAUGCAAACCUAUAGUUUUUUAAUAUAACUAGAAAUACCUAAACAAACUAAAAAUAUAACAUUAUAUACAAUCAUCAAUUCUCUUAAGAAAAGAGAA
This is a messenger RNA of Rhizophagus irregularis DAOM 181602=DAOM 197198, 2398 nucleotides long. RefSeq lists its product as uncharacterized. Gene Ontology annotation, cellular component: cytoskeleton; cytoplasm. Gene Ontology annotation, biological process: peptidyl-threonine phosphorylation; peptidyl-serine phosphorylation. Gene Ontology annotation, molecular function: protein serine/threonine/tyrosine kinase activity; protein serine/threonine kinase activity; ATP binding. Lineage: Eukaryota; Fungi; Glomeromycota; Glomeromycetes; Glomerales; Glomeraceae. The record is from RefSeq and is a predicted model, not a curated record.